Messenger RNA from Telopea speciosissima, 1846 nucleotides. RefSeq names its product protein NRT1/ PTR FAMILY 2.10-like. The transcript has 5 exons. Gene Ontology annotation, biological process: transmembrane transport. Gene Ontology annotation, cellular component: plasma membrane. NCBI's taxonomy places the organism in Eukaryota, Viridiplantae, Streptophyta, Magnoliopsida, Proteales, Proteaceae. The record is from RefSeq and is a predicted model, not a curated record. Gene Ontology annotation, molecular function: transmembrane transporter activity. Bases 26 to 1798 code for a protein of 590 amino acids.
AAAGAGUAGUAGAAGAACACAAGUCAUGGAGAACAAAGAGAAAGUUGUUGUAGACGAUACUGAGCCACCCAAGCACAACUACAGAGGAGUUAAAGCCAUGCCCUUCAUUAUAGGAAACGAGACAUUCGAGAAACUCGGAACCAUCGGAACUUCUUCAAACCUAACAGUCUAUCUAACCACAGUAUUCAAUUUAGAGAAAGUCUCAGCUGCAACUCUUGUCAAUAUCUUCAAUGGCAGCACCAAUUUAGCUCCUCUCGUCGGUGCUUUCCUCUCUGAUGCUUAUUUUGGACGUUAUAAGACCUUGGGUUUCGCUUGCAUCUCUUCCCUUACGGGAAUGUUUCUUAUAAUGCUGACGGCGGCAAUCUCCCAACUGCACCCUCCACACUGCGGGGCCGGAGCCUGCGUCGGACCAACGCCUUGGCAGUUGAUGUUCUUGCUAGUUGGGUUCGGGUUUUUAGUUGUCGGAGCGGGUGGUAUCCGGCCUUGUAACCUCGCUUUCGGGGCGGACCAGUUUAAUCCGGAAACGGAGUCAGGGAAGAAAGGAAUUAAUAGUUUCUUUAAUUGGUACUACUUCACCUUCACUUUUGCGAUGAUGGUAUCGUUGACGGCUAUAGUGUAUGUGCAAUCCAAGAACUGGCCAGUGGGUUUUGCUAUACCAACUUGUCUUAUGUUCUUAUCCUGCGGACUUUACUUCUUGGGUUCAAGAAUUUAUGUGAAAGUUAGACCUCAAGGGAGCCCUGUGAUGGGGGCGAUUCAAGUUUUUGUUGCUGCAAGCAAGAAGAGAAGCUUCAAGUCACCACAAAACCCUCAAGUCUCACUCUUCAACCAUAUUCUUCCUAAUUCCAUCAAUUCCAGACUUCCUCACACCGAUCAGUUCAGGUUCCUUGACAAGGCCGCGAUCAAGACUCCGGAAGACCGAGUCAAUCCAAACGGCUCAGCUGCAGACCCAUGGAGGCUAUGCAGUUUGCAGCAAGUGGAGGAGAUAAAAUGCGUGAUGAGAGUAAUUCCAGUAUGGGCUUCUAGCAUUAUCUACUACAUGCCCAUGGUCCAACAACAAACCUACGGAGUCUUCCAAGCCGUUCAAUCAGACAAGAGCAUCAAUCACUUUCAAGUCCCCGCAGGAUCUUUCGUUGUUUUCAUGUUUCUCGCUCUCACCAUCUGGAUUCCAAUCUACGACCGUAUAUUAGUCCCUUCCCUACGCCGUAUCACAGGGAAAGAAGGUGGUAUUACACAGCUCCAAAGGAUGGGUGUAGGAAUUGUACUCUCUGUACUCUCAAUGCUUGUCUCUGGUUUAGUAGAAGAGAAGAGGAGACAUUUAGCCCUAACCAGUCCAUUACCAGGUGCGACAACGGCACGAGGCGGUGCCGUUUCGUCGAUGUCGGCGUUUUGGUUGGUACCUCAACUCUUACUAGCAGGGUUGGCUGAGGCAUUUAACUCAAUUGGCCAAAUUGAGUUCUACUAUAAACAGUUCCCAGAGAAUAUGAGAAGCAUAGCGGGGUCUUUCUUCUUCUGUGGCUUAGCAAUAUCUAGUUAUCUCUCUACUUUCUUGAUAUCAGUGGUUCAUCACACCACAGCAAAUGCUGCAACUGGGAAUUGGUUACCUGAAGAUCUCAAUAAGGGUAGAUUGGAUUACUUCUAUUUCAUGAUUGCAGUUAUGGGUACCUUGAAUUUUGGCUACUUUCUGCUUUGCUCUACAUGGUACAGAUACAAGGGUAGUUUUGUAAAUGAAACUACCACCCUUGACCUUGAGAUGAUGAAUGGAACUACUAAAGGAUCUACAGAAAAGCAUGUUGUGUGAUGUAUAGAGCAAGAUGUGAUGGAUUGGUGUUUAUGAUUUGAUAUAGAC